Molecule: messenger RNA, 1973 nt
Organism: Danio rerio (zebrafish)
Lineage: Eukaryota; Metazoa; Chordata; Actinopteri; Cypriniformes; Danionidae
Source: RefSeq, a predicted model, not a curated record
UGUGUUGUUUCAGGUGAGACAGGCUCCGGUAAAACCACUCAGAUCCCGCAGUACCUGUAUGAGGCGGGCAUCGGCCGGCAGGGCAUCAUCGCCAUCACUCAGCCCCGCCGGGUCGCUGCCAUAUCACUGGCCGGUCGAGUGGCUGAAGAGAAGAAAGUGCAGCUGGGGAAACUGGUGGGCUACACGGUGCGCUUCGAGGAUGUCACAUCACCAGAGACCAAGCUGAAGUUCAUGACGGACGGGAUGCUGCUGCGCGAGGCCAUUGGAGAUCCACUGUUACUGCGGUAUACUGUGGUGAUCCUGGACGAGGCUCACGAGAGAACUGUACACACUGAUGUGCUGUUCGGGGUGGUGAAGGCCGCGCAGCGCAGACGCUUAGAGCAGAAUAGAAUACCACUCAAGGUGGUGGUGAUGUCUGCCACUAUGGACGUGGAUCUGUUCUCUCAGUACUUCAACAAGUCUCCCGUUCUGUAUCUGGAGGGCCGACAGCAUCCUAUUCAGAUCUACUACACCAAACAGCCACAGUCUGACUAUCUGCAGGCGGCGCUCGUCUCCAUAUUCCAGAUCCACCAGGAAGCUCCGUCGUCUCAUGAUAUCCUGGUGUUCCUGACGGGUCAGGAGGAGAUCGAGGCUCUGGCGCGCACCUGCCGGGACAUCUCCAAACACCUGCCGGACACCAGCGGGAGCAUGACUGUGGUGCCGCUCUACGCCUCACUGCCACCUGCACAACAGAUGCGUGUGUUCCUGCCCGCACCCAAGGUCUCACACACUACACACACACACACACACACACACACACAAUAUACACUCAAACAAUCUAUACAAAUACACACACACUAUGCACAUGCACACUAUAUAAACAUGCUAUACUGUAAUGGUGUUGAAUUGUGUAGGGUCCCGCAGGCUGUAUGCAGCUGUGUUUGUCAGCUGUAUUCUCUGUGUGUCUGCAGGUGUAAUCUGGCCAGUGUGGUCCUGCAGCUCCUGGCUCUGGGUGUUCCUGACGUCCUCAACUUUGAUUUUGUGUCCAAACCGUCGCCUGAGUCGAUGCGGACGGCAGUGGAGCAGCUCUGUAUCCUCGGAGCCGUCGACAGGAAAGAUGAUCAUGUUUCUUUAACGCCGCUGGGCAAGAAAAUGGCCUGUUUCCCUCUGGAGCCUCGAUUCUCUAAAACUCUCCUGAUCUCUCCUGAUUUCUCCUGCGCUGAGGAGAUUCUGACCAUCAUCUCUCUGCUGUCUGUGGACUCUGUGCUCUACAAUCCUCCGGCCCGCAGAGACGAGGUCAUCUCCGUCCGCAAGAAGUUCAUCUCCAGCGAAGGCGACCACAUCACUCUCCUCAACAUCUACAGGGCCUUCAAGAAAGUCAGCGGGAACAAGGACUGGUGUCGAGAGAACUUUGUGAACAGCAGGAACAUGGGGCUGGUGGGAGAGGUUCGAGCUCAGCUCAGAGACAUCUGUAUCAAGAUGAACCUGAAGCUGGAGUCGUCGGUGUGUGAUCUGGCGAAUGUGCGCCGCUGUCUCGCUCACGGUUUGUUCAUGAGCGCAGCAGAACUGCAGCCGGACGGAUCAUACGUGGCUCUGGACACACACCAGCCCGUCAGCAUACACCCGUCCUCUGUGCUGUUCCAGGCGCGGCCGGUGUGUGUGUUGUUCAACGAGCUGCUGCACACGUCACGCUGCUACAUGCGGGAUCUGUGUCUCAUACAGACUGACUGGCUGCACGAGGCCGCGCCAGAGUACUUCAGGAGGAAACUGCGCGCAAUCAAGAGCUAACACACACACACACACACACUGGACACACACUGCAGCUUCACCAAAUGAUGCAUGAUGGGAAAUUGAGUCCUGACUGUUCAUCCACACUGAGGAAAUAUGUGACUAAUACUAGAAACACACACACACACACACACUCUCUCUCUCUCACGCACUCACAUACAUGCACAUGGACAGACAGACUCAUACACACUCUCAUUCUUACACAC